CCCAUUCCCAUCUAGACUUUGAAUUUUUGUGAAGCCGCCGACUGCAUACGAUGGGUCUCUUGUCUGCUAAGCCGGCAUGGAGCGGCACAACCAUGGGCGGUGACAGUUCCGUGGUGAUCAUCCUCUCCACCCUUCAGUCGUCGUCACCGACCCGCGCCGAAUCCGUAGGGAGUUCCUGGAGCACAACGGAUGCCCCCGAGCUCGUCUUCAAAGGCGACGGACAGGGUGAUGUGAUCCAGCAAGAAGAGACACGCCUGGUGCCUCCUAGAGAAGGGCUAGAUGCGAAAGCUGAGCGAGUUCCAGCAGACGAAGGAUUCGAUGAUUACGAUCCAGCAUUUCCUGACCAGUCCACGUACAACAAUGCUGGCUCUGCCGUGGUAUCUGCUUCUAGAGUAGAUGAUGGCAAGGGAGAGGAUGGUUCUGACGAUGAGAGGGAGGUUAGCAGCCAGCCACCUAAAUGGCGGCGUAAAUUUGAAUAAAACGCUAUUGUGUGACGGUGUGGCAUUGCUAGGUGGGGGUGUGAUUGUGCGCUUGUACCUUUCUCCUAUCGCGUAGAUCGCUGGCGCAAAACCACGCCGCGUAUUUAGAUUAUGUGUGUCUUUUCUACGAUUUCCUUCUAGCUUAUGUCCCGAUGUUCAGUCUCAGUGUCCAGCCCGGUGCCUUUGAAUGCGUACUCGAAGGUACACUGGCAUUUGUAUUCACCAUAAUCAUUGUAUAGUCUAUGUACCAUUUCAAAGAAGCAGGCACGG
Triticum urartu is the source of this 749-nucleotide messenger RNA. RefSeq lists its product as uncharacterized. NCBI's taxonomy places the organism in Eukaryota, Viridiplantae, Streptophyta, Magnoliopsida, Poales, Poaceae. The record is from RefSeq and is a predicted model, not a curated record.